This is a messenger RNA of Cordyceps militaris CM01, 825 nucleotides long. RefSeq names its product glutathione S-transferase family protein, putative. The record is from RefSeq and is a predicted model, not a curated record. Gene Ontology annotation, biological process: glutathione metabolic process. The transcript is spliced from 2 exons. Gene Ontology annotation, molecular function: glutathione transferase activity. NCBI's taxonomy places the organism in Eukaryota, Fungi, Ascomycota, Sordariomycetes, Hypocreales, Cordycipitaceae. The coding region runs from base 1 to 825 and encodes 274 amino acids.
AUGGGUGAGCCCGAUGUCAAGCGCCUCAAGACCGACGAUGAGCCCGAGUAUGAAUUGAUCUACUGGCCCGGCCUCCCCGGCCGCGGCGAGUUCGUGCGGCUGCUGUUUGAAGAGGCCGGCGUGCCGUACACGGACCACGCCCAGGUGCCGGACCAAGCCGUCGCCCAGGUCCUCGCCCUCACCGACGCCAAGAACACCGGCGACGCCAGCAACCCGCCCAUCUUUGCGGUGCCGGCCCUCCGGCACGGCGCCGUCCUGCUCAACCAGACACCCAACAUCCUCCUCUACCUCGCGCCCAAGCUCGGGCUGUCGCCGCCGCCGACCGAGACGGCCUUUUACCACCUGCACCAGGCCAGCCUCACCAUCCUCGACGGCUUCUGCAACGAGGUCCACGAGACGCACCACCCCAUCGCCGUCUCGCUCUUCUACGAGGACCAAAAGGCGGAGGCCAAGCGGCGCUCCAAGGCCUUUAUCGAGGAGCGCGCGCCCAAGUACCUCGCCUACGUGCAGCGGCUGCUCGACGCCAAGACGAGCGGCGAGGGGCCGUGGAUCCACGGCAACAGCCUGACCUAUGUCGACCUUGUUCUCUUCCAGGAAACAAAGUGCAUCGACGGCACGUUGUUCGCAUUCCCCAAGACGAUGGCGCAGCUCAAGAGCUCAGGCAAGUAUGAUGGCGUCUUUGCGCUCUACGAUGCCGUCAAGGAGCGGCCAAAGAUCAAAGCCUACUUGGCGAGCGAGCGACAUCAAAAGUAUGCCGACGGCAUCUGGCGCCACUAUCCGGAACUAGAAGCGACGAUGGAGGCUGAGGUGACAGUGAAGGAGUAG